Messenger RNA from Nilaparvata lugens (brown planthopper), 2358 nucleotides. Its product is annotated as tyrosine decarboxylase-like. NCBI's taxonomy places the organism in Eukaryota, Metazoa, Arthropoda, Insecta, Hemiptera, Delphacidae. The record is from RefSeq and is a predicted model, not a curated record. Gene Ontology annotation, biological process: amino acid metabolic process. The transcript is spliced from 9 exons. Bases 205 to 1728 code for a protein of 507 amino acids. Gene Ontology annotation, molecular function: pyridoxal phosphate binding; carboxy-lyase activity.
AAACUGUUAAAGUGUAGGAAAGUUAUGGUUGACUUCUCUGAACAGAAUUUUUUAAAAUGUUCGGUGGUUGAAAUUCAUUAAUAAUAUUUGAGUUUUUUCUAUUUUUGAAAUGAAUAUUCAAAUUUCUUAGUACAUUAUCUAGAAGUCAUCAAUUAUCAAUAGAAGAACUUAAUCAAUACCUGUAGAAUUCUACGGUUUUCAAAAAUGUUGUCCCAAUAUAAACCGGGGAUGGAUGGAGAGGAGUUCAAAUUGCGAGCAAAAGAAGUGAUAGACUACAUGGUACAUUACCGAGAUACAGCUUUUAAACGACCAGUGAUUGCAUUGAAUAUACUGAAGUCUAAAGUUGCCGACUUGAAAAAAUUCAUACCUCUUACAGUACCAACGCACGGUCAAGAUUCAUUCAAAGAUGUGCUGAAAGAUUUAGACGAAUUUAUAGUACCAAGGUUGUUAGCAUGGGAUCAUCCACAUUUUUUUGGAUACUUUCCUGCAGGCAACACCUACCCAACAAUCUUAGCUGAUAUGUUGUCAGACAUUUACAAUAACAUUGGAUUCUCUUGGUCGUCCGGACCAGCUCUCACUGAAUUGGAGAUGAUCAUGAUGGAUUGGUGGGGACAAGCAUUGCAUUUACCGAGGCAUUUUCUUUUCCAAACACACGGAGGAGUGGGUGGAGGAGUGAUUCAGUGUUCAGCAAGUGAUGCGGUAUUCAUGACAAUUGUUUCUGCAAGACAAAGAGCGCUGGAAUUCCUGAAAAGGAAGUACCCAGGGAAAAAUGAGUUCGACCUGGUCACUAAGCUUGUCGGCUACAUAAGUAGGGAAGCUCACAGCUGCCAGCAGAAGGGAGCCAAUUUGGCAUCGUGCAGAAUACGAGUAUUGACCCCAAAUAAAAUGAAUAAGAUGACAGGAGAAACUCUUGAGAGGGCAAUAAAGGAAGAUUUGCAUAAUGGGCUGGUGCCAUUUUUUGUGGGUGCCACAGUGGGUACCACAGGCACCACAGCCUAUGACAAUCUCUGGGAGAUAGGAGCCGUUUGUAAGCGUAAUCCUCUCAUUUGGCUCCACGUGGAUGCUGCAUAUGCGGGAUCUGCCUUUGUGUGUGAAGAAUUCCAACACUUAUGUGGAGGACUGGACUACGCAGACUCUGUCAAUGUGAAUGCCAACAAGUGGAUGCUAGUGUGUUAUGACUGCUCUGGCCAUUGGGUGAGAGACAGAUACAUGUACACACACGGUAUAGUAAUCACUCCUGUCUACUUAUCCAACGAAAUCCCGGGAAUCAUCGACUACCGUCACUGGAAAGUUCAGCUUAGCAGGCGAUUCCGUUCUCUAAAGCUCUACUUCCUAUUCAGAGUGAUAGGCGUCAAGAUGAUUCAAGAAUACAUAAGAAAUCAUGUUAGACUGGCCAAGUACUUUGAGGAUCUCAUAUUAACCGACAAGCGGUUCACGGUCACAAGUGAAGUUCAUCUUGGAUUGGUCUGCACGCGACUUGUCGGCGAUGACAUUUUGACAGAGCAUCUUGUUGCCUUUGUCAACGCUCUUGGUAAAAUUCAUGUGACCCCAACUAGAGACAAAGGACAAUAUGUGAUGAGACUCUGUAUAACAUAUGAGUUUGCUACAAAGGAACAUGUUCUGUGGAGAUGGACACACAUUCAAGAAUGUGAUAGAGGUUAUAAAUUUGCAAAAACAGUUACCGAACUUGCUGCCUUCAAGAAGAUUGUCCUAUAUAAGGAAAAGUAGCGUCUUUCAUUCUAAAAGUAGCGUCUCUUAUUCAAAAAGUAGCGUCUCUUCUAAAUUAUCAAAUUCUAAAACGUCAUUGAAAAUGAACUAAACUAUCAUUCAUAUAACACAAUUCCAUCACAUAAACUUUAAGGCACAAUCAAGAAUUGUAAAUUACUUUCGAAUAUGACGAAGCUAACAUUUUUCAGUUUUUGGAUGGAAACACAUUCAAGAAUGUGCUACCGAGGUUAUAAAUAUGCAAAAAGAGUUUCCAAAUCUGCUGCCUUCAAGAAGAUUGAGCUUCACCGUACCUGUCAAUUCUGUGACACUGCAAGCUCUCAAUUUACUCACGAGAGACGCAGCCGACCCGAUUCCGGUCGACCAAGACACGUGGAAUGUGGUCCCUCGUGACCGUGACAUCACUCACCAAGGAACGUAUCGGGAUACAUAUCGUCUUACAAACCGUGAUACAUACCGUGAAGCGUACCAGUGAGCCUCUUGGCCACCAAUUUUUCGAGAAAUUCUAUGUUUGUUAUUCAUGUAAUGUCACGAUGUAGAUAUCUACUGAGUCAAAAUAACAACCAUGUAACCAUGUAACAACCAUGUUUAAUGUAUAAAUCAAAUUACAACGUACAUGAGUAAUGUGUUGAA